This is a messenger RNA of Dunckerocampus dactyliophorus (ringed pipefish), 16280 nucleotides long. RefSeq names its product calcyon neuron-specific vesicular protein (gene caly). Gene Ontology annotation, molecular function: clathrin light chain binding. Bases 192 to 788 code for a protein of 198 amino acids. NCBI's taxonomy places the organism in Eukaryota, Metazoa, Chordata, Actinopteri, Syngnathiformes, Syngnathidae. The record is from RefSeq and is a predicted model, not a curated record. The transcript has 6 exons. Gene Ontology annotation, biological process: G protein-coupled dopamine receptor signaling pathway; clathrin coat assembly; endosomal transport. Gene Ontology annotation, cellular component: membrane; endosome.
CACAGCUGCACUAAACACACUCAACUUCCGGAAGCUUCCGCAGGCUGGGUGACUUGCGCAGUACGGUCUCAACACAUCACCACGGCAACCAUCUUUCACAGCGAGUCCCCGGCAGCAUCACUGGCUUGUGAUCAUCUCCCGUUGGCCGCAGAGCAGAGAAAACCGCACCGUGUUCAAGCAGUAGUGCAGUCAUGGUGAAGCUGGGCACUAAUCUGUCUGAUAACAUGGAGAAACAGCCGUCUGCAGAUGAUGGCUUUGAUAACAUCCCCCUCAUCACACCGCUGGAGGUCAGCCAGCUCCAGCAGUCAUUUGCAGACAAGGUCAUCGUGAAGACAUCCACUCAUUACCGGCAGCAGCAGCCGAAGAAGAAGAAGUUGUUUAUGCCCAACAUCGAGAAGCUGAACAUCAGCUUGUACAAAGAUGUCUCAGACAGAGCCAAGAUAACAGGUCUGAUCCUCAUCAUGUUGGCCUUCCUGACCAGCCUGCUCCUUCUACUCAUGUACAAAGCCAUGUGGUACAACCGUCUUACCUGCCCAGAGGGGUUCAUUCUUCAGCAGAGGCACUGCAUUCCGGCUGCUCUGGAGAUGUUCUCCACUGCCGAGCAGCAGAACCCAUCAGACAUCCAAGGCGGCACCAACUCUGGGCUGUACGCGGCCCUCAGCCGCCUCAACCAGGUCAAAAGGACGGGGCCUGGGCUGCCAUCGCCGUGGUUACCGGUCAUCAGAGCUAUGAAGGAGCCUGACAGAGCCAAAGAAGAAAGCCAGCAGCAAGUCAGAGGAGGAGUGUGAAAUCACAGCACAGCUUGUCCUUACAUCACAUCCAUCUGCUCUGAUGUCACCGUCUGAACACAAAUGAAGGUGUUGACUUUUUUCAUCAUUCGUGUUUUCUUUACUAAAGUCCCUCUCAAAUGGUUCUUUAAUAUCCUGAAAACAGAGGUAGGGGACCCAUGGCUCGGGACCCUGAUGCGGCUUUUUUUGAAAACUGCAUCAGGCUCUCAGACAUGUCUUAUCACGAUUUAUUUUAAGUUUUUUUCACUGACAUUUUAAAGACAGCAUUACAGAAAUCACAGUGUUAAAAAUAACAUUCAAAAUAUUAAACUUUCUUAUGCAUUUUAAUCCAUCCAGGCAUUUUCUACCACAAUGUGGCCAGAGCCAAUGCCAGCUGUCAAAACUUGAUUAUUACUGGAUAAUGUGGUAACCUACCUGCGUCAUUGAGAUGUCAAAAAGUAAACUUCCCUCGCGUAAUCAAACAGUUAGCAAUUCUGGUGAGCAAACCCUUUUGACGAAGAAGAAAGGAGUACGGUGUAAAACCAUGCAGCACCAGAAGUCGUAUUAAUGCUAAGAAGUAUUUUAUUUUUUAUUGGAUUGCUUCAAUAUAAUAUUGUUGUUAAAAAGAAUAAAUUCAGAGACUUACUAUAUUCAAAAUUUUGUUGGUCUUGCUUAAAAAUGCAUGCAUUUAGUUGUAGGCCGCACGUUGGCCUAGUGGCUAGCAUGUUGGCCACACAGUCAGGAGAUCGAGAAGAUCUGGGUUCGUUGGGUAUCUCUGUGUAGGAAUUUGCAUGGGUUUUCUCCGGGUACUCCGGUUUCCUCCCACAUCCCAAAAACAUGCAUGUUAGGUUAAUUGGCGGCUCUAAAUUGUCCAUAGAUAUGAGCGUGAGUGCGAAUGGUGCCCUGUGAUUGGCUGGCAACCAGUGCAGGGUGUACCCCGCCUCUCGCCCGAAGUCAGCUGGGAUAGUCUCCAACAUACUUCCGACCCUAAUUAGAAUAAGCGGUAUAGGAGAUGGAUGGGCAUUUACUUGUGUCGGUGUUAAAAAAAUAUGAUAUGAAAUACAUUUUAAAAUAUGUGGCUUUCAUGGCUCUCUUAGCCAAAAAGGUUACCCCUUCCUUAAAAAUCCAUCUGUAAAUCGCUAUACAUAUUCAUCAGCAUCUCAUUUACCCUCACAUAUUUCUUCACCGGUGUUCCGAAUCCAAAAUUUUCUAAUUUUCAAAUUUUUCCUAAAUAAGUUUUUGAGCGUGUGUGUGGCUAUUAACUUCUAAAUGUCAUCUGUAGUAUUACACCAUUAGCUUAGAACAGGGGUCACCAACGUUUUUCCUUGUGAGAGGUACUUUUACAAAAUGAACAUGGCCAAGAGCUACUCAUUUUUGUAACAUUUAUUUUCUGAGCUUAUUUUAAACCCAAACAAAGCGAAUAUGCUUGUUUUACCAGAACAUUAACAAAAUGCUGGUGUCCACAACUUACAUUUUGUAUUUCAGAAUGCAUUUCUUUCUACUGUUCUUUCAUUAUUAACUGAAAACCUGAAUGAAAAGCAGGCUUGCGGGCACCUCAUGUGGUCGUGGGGGGCUACCUGGUGCCCGCAGGCACCACAUUGGUGACCCUUGGCUUAGAUAUUGGUGACAUAUUUAGGAUGCAGUUGGCUCAGGGCAUGAAAGUAAAUAAAAUGCAAGAAAAAACAUCUUUAAUGGUGCAAUUUAAAGAGCCUAUGGUUUAGUACAUUUGCUAACAAAUCCUAGAAUCCAGGAGAGACGAGUAAACGUCGCCACCUCCAUUAUUAUUAUUAUUUUUUUACAGUAUCUACACAUCUGAACAAUAAAAUAACGGGUUGACUUUUAUUUUGUCCCCCUUGCCAGAAUAGGCCCACAGCCAACGUUAAUACUCUGGGAAUCCAAAUUCUUUAACUCAGCUAUUGUUCAAGUGUAAAUGGAGUCUUUGCACUGAAGCCAAGGAUUGUUUUCAUCCUUUACAUAAAUUAUUCAAAGUCACGCAAAGUAGAAUGCCAUUUCAGGAAACUUAAAAUGCUCAAACACGGGUUCCUACAGAACACUUCAAACUUACUCAAAGCCAUAUUACAGGUUGUCAUGUUAACUUAUGAAACUACUUAUAGUACUUUAGUGGUCUGUGAUAAUAUUGUUGGGCCAGCCUGGACACCUCAUGUUGGGUCAGCAUUAUAGCAUCAACAUCUUGAGAUGUGAAAGGCAAAGCUCUCAAUUUACCGGUCGAUGUACAUUCCUACCCUCACCUAUGGUCAUGAGCUUUGGGUAGUGGACCGAAAGGACAAGAUCGCGGGUACAAGCGGCCGAAAUGAGUUUUCUCCCUAGGGUACCUGGCGAAAGCUAAUGUAACACAGUACAGUACAGUACAGUAUGUAAUCUUAUGUGACUAACAUGACUUACCUCUACCUCUGUUUGUAUUACUGGCAUUUCAACUUGGAACUGGCUUUCCAUAGCCCUCCUUUUGAUUGUAUAAUAUUUUAUAUAUACAGUCAUGGAAAAAAAUUAUUGAUUCUUCACUUUUUUGUUUAUUUUAAUGCCUGAUACAACUAAAGGUACUGUACCUUAGUUUGGACAAAUAUAAAAAUGACAACAAAAAUGUCUCAUAAAAGUUAAAUUGUUUGGCAGUACAACGCUACAGCUAUUCAUGUAAGAACUUAAGUGAUUUUGGAAAUCAAGAAAACCACGGAAGUUUCUAGAUUUCAGCUCCUAAAUGAAACUCUUAUGAGCUUUAUUUGUUAUCAUCAUUAUAUUUGUCCAAACAAAUGUACCUUUAGUUAUAGCAGGCAUUAAAAUUGAUCAAUAAACUGAAGAAACAAGGGUGGUCUAAUCAUUUUGUCCACGACUGUAGUUAUAUAGUAAUCCCUUGUUUAUCACAGUUAAUUGGUUCCAGACCUGUCCGUGAUGAGUGAAUUUCAGCAAAGUGAGAUUCUUAUUUAUAAAUGUAAUAUUUUCUGAGUUAGAGCAUAGAAAACGUGUUUAUGACCUUCUAAAUACAGUUUUAACAAUAUUAGAGCCCUCUAUACAUGAAAUAACACUUCUCAAGUCACCUGUAUAUUCAGACUAACCCAGGGCAGCUGUGGUUACAGAUUACCACCACCAGUGUGUGACUGAAGAGAGAAUGAAUAAUGGGUUCACUUCAUUGUGAAGCACUUUACGUGCUUUAUUUAUAACCCCGCACAUCUAGAUUUAUGCUCGGAUUGUACACUUUGAUACGCAAAUAGUGAUAAUACAUAACGCACAAAGGAGGCUGUAUUUAUUUUUAUUGCAUUUUAUUUAUUUUAUGUACUUUUUUUUCUUUUUCACUUUGUUUUUUUAUUCUUAUUUUAUUCUUGUUAGCACUAUACUGUCUGUAAAUGUGGCGACUGUAGCAAAGUAAUUUCCUGCAAAGGAUCAAUGAAGUAUCUAUCUGAGCUGGAUGCACACUGACUCUUAAAAAAUAAAAAAAUCACUCCGUUGUAGCCAUGAAUCAAUGUCUGUUCCAUUGCACAAUGUGAACAUGAUUAUUAUCUACUCAACUAUGAUAUCCUGAAUUUUCAGCACUGUGGUUGGAGUUUGUAGUCAGUGGUGCAGCACACUGAGAUAUGUUUCUUUUAUUUGAACUAUGUUAUUUAUUACUGUGAGGGUGUAAAAUAGCAGACAGCUCUCAUUGCGAUGCAGUACAGUUGUACACCACUCCAAAGAACAACGACCAUAAUAAACAUAUAGUUCAAUUAGCACCUGUAAAUGCAAACUUGUUUCACUUGCAUUGGAUCUCAUCAGACUGCGCAGGUCUACCUACUGAAGUUGAAGCUUAAUUUCAUGAAAUAAGGAUGAAAUAGUAGGUAGAGCAAAUGAAUGGAUGAUCCCAGAAGAACGUGAGUCAGUCAGGCCUGAGAAUGGGAGGCAAGAGGAGGCCUGAAGGUGUGGAGGAGGAGGAGGAGGAGGAUGAAUCCAAGCUGACCCCUGUGUCUCUGUGUGUUGUUGUUGUGUGUCUCAGUGGGUUUCCUCUGUGCUGGCGCCAGCUGGAAAUGCCUCCACUAAGCAGAGGCAGUACACACAUCAUCCUCCAUUCAGGCCUCUUUGAUGAGAGUAACACUAGACAUGCUCCGAGCACACAACAGAUCCUAUCUAGCUGCUGUUUAAAAGGCGGGAGCGUCUGAUCAUAACUUAUCGAGGGUUCAGACGUGCUCUCCAAUGCUUUUGUUGCCCACUGAACAAAUAGGAGCUCAUGUUUUUUAAGGUGCGUUCACACUUCAUCUUUGGUCCACUUAAAGCCUACUGUAGUCAGUUUGCUCAGCUAGUACGGUUCAUUAAGUAUGAUUGCAAUCCAGGACCAACAGGACUGAGACCGCCUGAGAGAUGGGCCUUCCAGCGGACUCUAGUCCUGAGUCAGGCAAGUGUGAACAGACAAUGUAUACGUAACAACUUUAUGCAUUUGAUUAACUGAGCAUUAUUUGACCUGCUGACAAAAAUAGUGUGAACGCUAACCAGACCACGCUAAAGUGAUCACCAAGUACCGUGUUCCCUCGCUAUAACGUGAUUCGCUAUUCCACUGAUUUUUUUUGUGUGUGGAAUUUUUUACAGUGUAGCAGGCUUUUUUAAAAUUUUUUAAAUUUUUUUUUACAGCAUAUGAAUUCAUUGUGUUCUGCGUCCUGAUUUGCUAAGCGAGAACCCGCAUUGUCUUCUGUGUUUCGAUUGGCUAAGGGACUGUAGACCAUCAAUCCAUCUCCUCCAUGCCAUGUGUCCCGUACAGUACUGAAUGCGUUCAGCUUGCCUAAUUUACAUAAUUGUUCGAUCGCUAGCAGUGUGGCUCUUUAAUGCUGUAUGUUUGCAAGUUUUCUCCCCGACAAAACUCACAAUGUUGCCAAAACGCUCUGCACUGACAAAGGCACCUGCAGUUGCACCCAAAAGGCAGAGGAAGAUGCACAAAAAGUUUCUGGACAUGACAUGAAAAAGAAUUCUGGACAUGCUGAAAGAAGGUAGAACUUACACAGCUGUAGGGCGCCAUUAUGGAAUAAAGGAAUAUUUGGUUCGUACCAUAAAGACGGAGGAAAAUAACAUAAGCGCGGGGCAGAGGCACACGUGAACAAAUUUAAAGCCAUCAUUAAGGAAGGGGGACAUUAGCCUGAACAAGUUUUUAAUAUGGAUGAGACAGGCUUAUUUUGGAAACACCACAUUGCUGAUUCAGCCCAUGGACCAAGGCGUGAUCUGCGCUUUCAAGGCCCUCUAUAUGAGCAACAUAUAUAUAUUUUUUCAUGUCUGAGAAAAGUGUAUAAAGUGUGGGGUGAGGGAUUUUACAGCCUUAAAACAUAUACAAUAAACAAAAAAACAUAUCCUGUAAAAAAAAAAAAACAUAUACAGUCAAACCUGUCUUAGCGGCCACCUUUAUAGAAGGGCCACCUGCCUAUAGCAGCCACUGAAAAAUCCCCCCCAGCAAAUUUACAUGUUAUAGACCCUGUGUAUAGCAGUCACCUGUCCAACGCAGCCAGCAGCCACCCAUUUUGUCUCCCUUGGUCAAUAUCUGACUGCAUAUAGCAGCCAAAUUACCAACUCAAGUAGAAGCUUCAUGCACGAAAAAGUUUUGUUUUUCAAUCAAUGAAGGCAUCGUGUGUAGACUUUAAUUACUGAGUCCUAGCUCAGUCACAAUCAUUCACAAGAUCCACACAAACUGUCAGUUGUUCCACAUAAAAAAGCCGUCUUCUUUUGAGCUUGCUAUUUCCUGGUCAAACAUGUAACUUUAAGAGCAUUUGCACCAAAACAUUACCGCAAAUUAGGCUGGGAACAGGACGUGCUCCCAGCGACGCUACAAUAAAAAAAAAAACAUAUGCUAGCAUGCAUGCAGCAGCGGGAGCAAAACUGAGUUCGGUUGUACUUAACUGAAGUAUUUUAUCAGUUAUCAGUUAUUAUUAAGGCUCUAGCUUCCUUUUAGUAAGUAAAAACCUUGGCUAUGAUUGCACUACAUUGUCAUGUAGACCUACAAAGUACACUUGGAAGAACAAGAGGUGAAUAAAUGUAUUGCAACUGAUGUGAAACUGAUGAGGGGUAGGAUUAAAUAAGCUUUGCUUCUUCCUACUCCUUUUUGGACAUGCAAAAUUGUGAAUUGUACUAUGUGAUGUGCUACUGUUUGACUCAUGCAUGUUCAGGAUUAAAACCAUGAACCAUGAUAAUAACGAGCCUAGUAGUGCUGUACAACUUUUAUCAGCAGUCCGCAGUGCCAUCUACUGGUCAACAUUUAUAUUAUUAUUUUUUUCCCUUUUUUUUCUUUUUUUUCCCUCUACUGGUCAACAUUCAAACUGGACGCCAACCUGUCUAUAGAGGCCACCUGUCUAUAGCGGCCACUUUUGCAGACUCCCUCUAGUGGCCGCUAUAGACAAGUUUGACUGUAUAAUAAACAAAAAACAUCCUGUAAACAAAAAAUAUGCACUGUAAAUGAAAAAAACGUAAUAAAUGAAAAAACAUAUCCUGUAAAUGAAAAAAUAUAUAAUCAAUGAAAAACUAUACUGUAUAUAUAAGAAAUGGAAAAAAAAUGUAUUUCUGCUACACAAAUUUCACUUAACAGUGGUAUUGGUUGGAACCUAACCCCCGUUUUAAACGAGGAAACAUUGUAUCUCAGACUAUAAGCGUGAAUGCACCUUUAAUUUCGUUGGAGUGAUGUUGUUUAAGUCAUUCAGGAAGUACGCUGCCACCUCGUGGUCAUCUCCCAGGGCUGCAGAGGCCAACAUUGUUCGGAGCCUCCAUGUUUGAAUCUUUUUUUAAGGAGUCAAGGGAAUGAAACACAUACCACGAGUUAAUCCUUCAUCAGUGACGUUGUUCAUUAACAGAACAACAAGAAAUACAAGACAAUAAUUCACUUUGGUUAAAUUUGUUUUCAUUUAAAGAUAAAAACAGUGAGCUGGCAUUGUUCAACUACGAGCUGGAAGUAUUAAUGCUGCACUUCAUCCAUUAAGGAACAUACAUAUACUACCUGGCACUUAUGUGUAAUGCAAGAGUUAAUUUUUUUAAGUGGCUGAUUUGCGGCGUGGGCAACGACAUUGACACUUGGCAAAGGGGACUGUGGUUUGAAUCCUAGUCAGGGUAAAUGGCAAUGUAUGACAAUAUAUAUUAUUAGCAUUAUUUUUUUAAACAAUACUGGACCUGACAUUUUCUGGCAAGAAAAAUUCUGGCUGGUCAAGUCCCAACUGAAGGCCGAGGUACCAAAUGCACCGCCCGCCACUGAUAACUUUACAUCAACUAAAUGAUUAGUAGUAGCAACUACAACUGUUGUCUUUAUUUAAGAAUUAAUCAUUUUUCGUUUUUUUUCAAGCCCCCCCAAAAAUUCCACAGUUAAAAGCAUCAUGCUCAGUUUAUGCUUGCAAAGUUACAAAACAUUUCAAAAUGUACCUUCAUUUUUUUGUGGUUUUGUGUUUGUCCAGUACUAGAUUUUGCUAUUGUAGUUUCUUAAAAGUAAUGUCAAAAUAAUCUCUCAUCUUGUGAGCUGAGUGUAUUGUGACACCGUGAUUAAUAACAAAACUCAAUGGAGUUUUAUUCUUUUUUUUUUUUAUGUUUCAUGAUUACAGGAGAGGCCCUGCAAGAUACAAAGAUUUUACCUCGUCCAUACUUUCAAUUCCUACUAGUAAAUUAGUCACAGGAUUCUUUUGAAAAUGACUUAGUCACCAUGAAAUUAGUCUUAAGUUUGUAAAUCUGCAACAAAAACCACACUAGUAAAAGAGGUCCAGCACAACCAGCUCCGCAUUCAAAUAUCUAGUCUGCUUUGUUCUGAAAUAUUAGUCAACGUCCCAAUCCUUUUACAACAUCCUGUGAUUAAAGUUUGAACGAAUAGGUCCAUGAGACAAAUGGACUUUGACUGCAGUGAUCUGGUUUCUAUUAGUGUAGUUAGAGUAUGAUAAACACUCACAAAAAGGCCAGUUUUAUUUAGGGUUUUAGGAAGAUUGGAUCGUCGUCGUGCUUGUAUGUCUCAAGUUCAGACUAUCCAAGCUGGUCUUAAUCUGUGUUUUAAUUUUGACACUUCUCUACCAAGCGAGCUCAGUGGCAAAUAAUGAUGAAUGAUUUGGCAUGUUGAGAUGACCACCAGAGUCAAAUAUUUAGAAAUCCAUCCAUCCAUAUCCUAUGCCACUUAUCCUCACUAGGGUUGUGGGUAUGCUGGAGCCUAUCCAAGCUGACUUCGGGCGACAGGUGGGGUACACCCUGGACUGGUCGCCAGUCAAUCGUAGGCCACAUAUAGGAAGUAUUUAUGGAAGCGUACAUUCAUACCUACGGACAAGUUAGAGUCGCCAAUUAACCUAACAUGCAUGUUUUUGGAACCUGGAAUACAAGGACAAAACUCACGCACGGGGAGAACAUGCAAACUCCACACGGAGAUGCCCAACGGAGAGUCGAAUCCAGAUCUUCCCGAGCUCCUGACUGUGUGGCCAACACAAGGCCCUUUUUUUUAGAAAUGUCCAGAAAAAUAACAUGUGUCCUGUGAUUGACUGAUGACUGGUCCGGGGUGUACCCUGCCUCUUGCCCAAAGUCAACUGGGAUAGGCUCCACCUCACCUGUGACCCUGAACUGUCUAAGCAGUUGAAAAUAAAUUAAUAAAUAAGUUUAUUUCAGGCACAAACCUUUAUUGACAGUUUAUUGACAUAUUUAAAAAGGACACAGGAGGCGGGAAAGUCAAGUCAACAAAGUUUAUUAAUAAAUUAACAAAGAGAUUUAAAAACCCCUACAAAUCGUACAAUAAUAAUAUAGGUUUUUAUGCCAAAUUGCAAAAAACACGGAUCGCUGUCGCUCGUCUUUCUAGCCUACUUUGCAGUCGCUCUGUCAGUUUUAAAAAUCCAUACAUUUUACUAAAUCUAUUUCUAUGAAUUUUAGAAUAAUAGUAUGGAGUUUCAUGCCAGGGCUAGACAAGCAGCAAUUGCUACUCACUGGUAUAGUGUUUUGCAUGUGCACAGAGCUGUCAGUGUGACUUGCUAACAGUCCAAAAAAACAUAUUUGUGACCAGUUUUUGGUGUGUUAUAUCAUACUCAUCACAACACAAUAUCACUGAAUGUUAUUAUUGUGUUAUUGUUGUGAAUAUAUCACUUUCUUGGCUUUGCCGUGAGCUCAUGGCUGCAUUUGUUUGCAUUCGGUUUCCAGAACGUAUUCUUGCAGUGACGUCACAGCCAAGAUGGAGGCAAAAAACUCUUUUUUUUUUUUUUGGGUUUCAUGAGCACUUUUAUGUAUAUCGUUAAAAGCUUUUCUUUUGGAUAUAGAAAGCUUCCUUUUUUAAUAUGCAGUUGGAGAGAAAACAGAAAUACAUUCAAGGAAUUUGAGGCCAAUGAGCAACAAUGUCAUUAAAAAGCAAAAUCAAUCUCCUUACCACAAGCUUCCAAUGAGAGGGCUGUGAGUUUGUGAGAAUGAGCCGUCAUCUGUCGUCCUUUCAUUGCCACAUUUAGCAGUGAUUUAUAUAAGGGGAGAAAAGCAUCACGAGAAUGCCUUUUCCAAGCGCAACAGCUUGCUGCAAUUUAGGUUAUAUGGGGGAAAACCGCUGAAACAAAUAUUUGACCGUCGUCCAUAAUGAAAUGGACACAAUAAAGUGAGUUAAACGCUUGGUAACAAAAGCACCGCUUCCCCGAAAGAACAAGCUUUUUAGUAGUGCCACAGGGGUUAGACCUUUAAUUCCUUGAGCGAUACAACGAUAAUCCACAUGAAGAACUGCUGGAAGGAUUUGUUUCAGUGUAAAAAAAAAAAAACAUUUUCUCACUAGUCUGACAAUGUUAUAAUGUCUUACAGUCAUAGUGAUGUUAUGCUCAUUCUUAGCCAGAUUUCACACAAAUUACAGAACUGAUUCCCACAAUUUUGUGAUAGGGUAGGGUGUGAGCCUAGAAAAAAAACAGGAUUUAGAAAAAAAUUCAACAUUUACCGUUCACGAGUCCUACGAGGUGGAAUGAACCUUUUUGCAUUUUUGCAAGGUGGCUGUAGGUACCGGUAGUCUCAGACAGUUUUCAUUUGAUUGAAGCAACCUUAAAACAACUUUGUUAUUGUUAAGUUUCACAUAGGACCGUUUUUUGGGGGGGGGCAUAAACACUCUGUGGUUAGGCCACAACCACUGGGGGGUUGGCACAUGAUCAGAAAGGCUCAGACCACAUUCAAGUCUAUUGCACUGUUGAUCUUUUCAAUAACUAGUGGCAUUUGGAGGGCUCAAUUUGAUUAGCAAAUUCUAAAAAUCAAACCCUAGUGAGGUAGUACUAAAGACCGAAAUGGGGCCUAAAAAAUUCAGGAGUGGUGCUGAAGUGGGGGGGGAAAGAGAAAAUUGGAGACAGAAAAGAGAGUGCAGGAUAAAUGUAUUAUGUUUUUCUCGUUCAUUGGUGUAGUGGUUGAAUUGUGUUUAAGUACUUUCAGCAUUUACACAUUUUAUAUUGAAGUUCAUUUGUUGUUUGCAUGUAAUGUAAAAUAUUUAGAUAUUUUACAUUAAGAUUAGGAUUGGGGCACGUUCAUAUUUAUAUUUGUUUUGUAUUUUGUUCGGAUUUGUAGUUUAGUCUUUGUUUAAUUCAAUUCAUUACUCUGAAUAGUUCUUCAUUGGUUCAGUUGCUAUCAUAGACUUUGUUCAAAUAAAGACAUUUGCAAUUAAUUAAUUUAUCUUUAUUAUGCAGCUUAUAUGUAUGUUUGCUUAGUAGUAGCAGUUAGGGCCACAAAAAGCUUAGAGCUGGCCGUGCUUUCGUUAUUUUAACUCAUUUAUAACUGGCAUAUUUAAAUAAAAGAAAAACAUCUUUACAAAAGCCCGUGGCCCAUGUGCUUGGGGCCCUGGUACACCAUUCCAAUGUUUUUCCCCACUGUGUGCAUGGGUAGCUAAUGUUGUGCCAAUGUGUUUUAUUCAUGGAACACCAUGGGCCGAAUAUUACGUGUCAUCCAUCUAGAAAAAAAAUAUUUUGUAGUUGAAUUUGGAGAGGAGGAUGUGUCUUCAUUUGGGUUUUGGUCUGUGUUUCGGGACAAGGGAGAAAACUUAAAUCAAAUGCAUUUCAAUAGAAGUGUGCCUUUGUUUUUAAGUGACAUGCUGAGUUACUGAUAAUUGAAGCAGAUUAACAGCAAACUUGUGUGCAGUACGUAACGUAGCACGCAUGGAGCAGCACUCUCACAUGAGCGAGCACACAUGGAGACCUUUACCGCUCUCCCUGAGUGAAUGGGGAGACUCAAGCACUCUAAUUAAUAUGUCACAUUGAAAAUAUUUUAAUAGCUUACAAAUGGGGCUGAGUGCACAUUGCCCUGUGCCAUUUAUUUACAGUGAGGCUGAGACUUACUGGCACGAGGCAGCAAAUUCUUCAACGUCUUAAUUAGAAGGAGUCUUCUGAUGCAUGUGUGGAACCUCUGUGGUCUCCAAACACCACCCCUUCUUUGAAAAAUUGCCUCUUCCUUAAUCAGUACCAAAUGCAGACCCCCUUUCCUCUUUCCCAUCAUGGGUGAUAGAAGGAAUCAGAGAGGAAGGAAGUGAUUGCAUUCAAUGGGAACCUUCUCAUUUUUAUUUUUUAAAGCCGAGUCACAUCACCCCCACGACGCUUACAGUUACUGAUGCUUUGUCCCAGUGUGCAGUUGUGAGGAAUCGCUUAUAAUUAAGUGUUAUUUGUUUGGGAGCCGCAGGGCACUGCGUUCUUUAUGCACAUUAUUUCUAUUGCAGCAUGGAAAAUUUAGCACAGUAGUGUCCAAACUUUUUCCACCGACAGCCAUAGAAUGAAAAAUGAAACAAUGCCAGGGCCACUUUGGUAUUUUGUAAAUCUACACAUGUAAAUAUGCUAAGAAGUUUUAAAUAUUUCAAGAAAUAACAGCGUUUCAGCUUUGUGAUAUAGGAGAAAAAGCGUAUUAUUAGUAUGAACUUUGCUCUUUGCUCUUUUUUUCCUAUUUUUGCUGUUGUUUUUUUUUAUUUUCCAAAGACUUCACCUUGCUUCUGAAAUAAGCUCGUAAAUUUUCUUCUCAUAAUAUUAAAACUUUAUUCCCAUAAUAUUUUGACUUUUUUCCCCAACCCAAUUUUCUAAAAAUGACCACUUUAUUUUGUUUUGGUUAUUCUUGAAAAACAUUUUUUCUUGUUGCAAUACGACUUUUUUCUCUUUAUAUUUGGACUUUAUUCAUGUAAAAUUACACCUGAUUUUUCCAUUUCUGCUGUUGUUUCUUUUUUAAUUUUCCAACUAUUUCAGCGUUCUUUUUGUAAAUUUUCUUCUUGUAAUAUUUUGACUUUAUUCUCAUAAUAUUAUAACCUUUCCCCAGCCUAAUUUUCCAAAGAUUACAACUUUAUUAAUUGUUUUGUUUGUUUCUCAUAAUAUUACAACUUAAAAUAACUUUUUUCUUCUGUGAUAUUUCAUCUCCAUACUUUUUCCUCCAAAUAUUACGAGUUUAUUCUAGUAAAAUGUGACUUAUUUUCUUGUUUCAAUAUGACUUUUUUUCUCUCUAUAUUUGGACUUUAUUCUCGUAAAAUUACACCAGUUUUUUUCAAUUUAUGCUGUUGUUUCUUUUUUAAUUUUCCGACUAUUUCACCUUCCUUGACAAUUUUCUUCUCAUAAUAUUAUUACUUUAUUUGCAUAAUAUUAUAACUUUUUCCUAAGCCUAAUUUUCCAAAGAUUACAACUUUAUUGUAAUUCUCAUACUUGUACAACUUAAAAAUAAAAAAAUUCUGUAAUAUUUCAACUCUAUACUACAGAAAUUACAUUCUUUUUCUUUUUUCUUUUUCAGCUUUUUUUCUUGUUACAGUACGACUUUUUUGUCUUUUUUUUGGCCUUUAUUCUUGUACAAUUACACCUGUUUUUUUUCCAUUUCUGCUGCUGUUGUUUUUUGUUGUUUUUUUUCCCAACUAUUUCAACCUUCUUGUGAAUUGUCUUCUCAUAAUUCUCAUAAUUUCCUCAUAAUAUUACGAGUUUAUUAUGGUAAAAUUGUGACUUUUUUUCUUGUUUCAAUACGACUUUUUUCUCUCUAUAUUUGGACUUUAUUCUCAUAAAAUUACACCACUUUGGCUGUUGUUUCUUUUUCAAUUUUCCAACUACAGUAUUUCAACUUUCUUGUAAAUUUUCUUCUCAUAUUAUUAUGAUGUUAUUCGCAUAAUAAUAGAACUUUUCCCCCAACCUAAUAUUCCAAAGAUUACAACUUUAUUCAUUGAUUUGUUUGUUUGUCCAUCCAUCCAUUUUCUAUGCCGCUUAUCCUCACUAGGGUCGCGGGUAUGCUGAAGCCUAUCAAACUGACUUUGGGCGAGAGGCAGGGUACACCCUGGACUGGCCACCAGCCAAUCGCAGGUCACAUAUAGACAAACAACCAUCCACACUCACAUUCAUAGUUUAGACAGUUUAGAGUCGCCAAUUAACCUAACAUGCAUGUUUUUGGAAUGUGGGAGGAAACCGGAGUACCCGGAAAAAAAACAUGCGGAACUCGUUGUUUUGUUCGUUUCUUGUAAUAUUUUUACAUUAAAAAAAGAACAUAUUUUUUCUUUCAUAUUUCAAGUUUAUGCUACUAAAUUGAUGUGAUUUGCUCUUGUAAAAUUACUUCUGAUUUUUACAAUUUUGCUGUUGUUGUUUUUUGGGUUUUUUUGGUGAAAUGACAUGUUUAGAAUGUGCUGCACUUAAAACACACCGAUUUAACAAAUACACUUUGGUCCUCACGAGAUAUUGGUUAUGAUUAGUAAAUAUGACUUGAGAUCAAAGGCAGUCAUUUUUUAUGGACCAUGUUGGGUGGAGAUUCUGAACUGCUGUUAUUACACUUUUAAUCCCAUUUACACCUGAAGUCCCUGUAAAGAAUUCCAUGCUUUGUACAGCAUGUGCUUGUAAUUAUUAAUUAGCGCUUUACUCACAUUGAAGGGUAAUAAUGGGGAGAACUAGUAAAAUUAAAAGACUUUAUUGCCUAGGCCUACAAUUAUAGUUUACUAUGUGUUUGUUUUUCAAUACGUUUUUAAUGUUUAGCUGAUGCAACAACUUGGCAUGCACACUCUCAGUCUUGGCAGUGAUGUUGUGUUACAACAUAGUGUGCUGCAGUGAGUCCGAAUAUCAGAGCAGAGAACUGAAGGACAGUGUCACCACAAAGACACAAGCCUCACUCACACGCUUUGAAUUCAGGAAAAUGUUGCAUUCGUUUUUGGAAAAUGGGAAAACACGCAGUCAGACCACUACACCAAUACUGAAGAAAAAAUUCGGAAUAGUUGUUUUGCAAAUACAGUAGUGAUACGUUGAUCAAGUUAUAUGUUAGAAUAUUACUGGAAAGAAUCAAUAUAAUUAAACAUUGACUCAAUUCGUUCCGGGAAGCUUAUCAACCUCCAAUUUGUUAGAAUUUUGAAACAAUACAACAAGGCAAUGUUUAAGUAACAUUUUAACACGAACUGACUGUCGUGCAAGUGCAAAAAUAAGUUAACCCCGUUAAUAUGAGGAUGUAAUAACACUCUUCCCCAUAGGAAAUAAUGGAUAUAGAAAUCAUCCGUCCAGUGUCAAAUUUUAGCCGUCAUAAAACCUUUUAAGUAACUUGUUAAAUGUCAUGCAAUUUGGGACGUGUACCGAAACUCUGAUUCGUAAUGGUACCGGUGCCGACCUAAAGAGUAGUACCCAGACUGAAAAACCGAGUAGCUAACAGUGCCUCAUUUUGGUGCUAAAAUGAAUGCGGACUCAGCGACAGCCACCUGCAACAAGUGCUUGAAGGUGAUAUUGGGCAAGUAACGUCUUGUAACAAAUGUAGUGUCCCGACACAGGAACACAGAGUCUGAUGCUGUUUUUAAACUUAAUUGCCAACCUUUACACUCCAACAGCAGUGCUCAAUUCGGACACCACACACAUAUUUUUCCGUCGCUCUCCACAACAGCAACACAACGCUUGCUCGUUAGCCACCAAUCACACUCUCAUAGAGAGGUUCAUUCCCUGUAUUGCUGCUUGUUUUGCUGGGAUAAUUAUGACAAUUUGCUGUGGGUUUUAUUUCAUUUGGUAAAUUUAUUACUUAGUCAUUUUAUGUAUAUUAUUGAAGUACAGUUGUUUCUUGCCUCUUUGCGGUUCAAAUUUCACGGCUUCAAUCUAUGGUUUUUCAGAAAUAUAUUAAUUGAUAAAUCAUGCUGUUUUGUGGUUGACUAAGUCUAUUAUUAGUCAAAACAUAUGCAUAUUUAAGCUAAUGUUAUGUAUUUUAUGCUUAAAUUUGUCACGUACACGCUCCCUCGUUCUGUUUCCCUGCCUUCUCCUGGUUUCUUUUCUUUGGUCUUGGUGUUUUUGCUCCAUGGUGCUAUCUUUUCCACCAUUGCCUUUUGUUGGCUUUUUGGGAACUAAUAAAGACUGUGAAAACCUCACCUGCCUCUCGCCUCUGCGUCUGGGGUCCAGACUCACGCCAUAGUAAGCAUUUUCAACCAUAAAAAUGGCGAAAUGAACAUACAAAUAUACCUGUGAUGCAUUCAAAGACACAUUCGAAUACAUUGAUGUAGUACUCUAAACUAGUCACUAGAUGUCAGUGAUGUUAGUGUAAUGUCUGGUGAGACACACAAUUACCAGCCUUGAUUGCCGGAACAACAGACUUUUAUUGCAGGUUUGGGUUAUCUCACAAACAGGCACACUAAUAAAAGGCACAUGAUAAAAA